Messenger RNA from Ailuropoda melanoleuca (giant panda), 2112 nucleotides. RefSeq names its product taperin (gene TPRN). Bases 1 to 1647 code for a protein of 548 amino acids. NCBI's taxonomy places the organism in Eukaryota, Metazoa, Chordata, Mammalia, Carnivora, Ursidae. The transcript has 5 exons. Gene Ontology annotation, cellular component: stereocilium base. Gene Ontology annotation, biological process: sensory perception of sound; stereocilium maintenance; auditory receptor cell stereocilium organization. The record is from RefSeq and is a predicted model, not a curated record. Gene Ontology annotation, molecular function: phosphatase binding.
AUGAGCGGCGAGGCGUCGGAGGCGUGUCCAGAAGGACCUUCCCCAAUGGAAACCGGCUCCGGAGACGGGCGCUAUCCAACUGGGCCGCCCCGGAAAGAGAGCGACUUCCUGCAGAAGACCGGCAGCAACUCCUUCACCGUCCACCCUCGGGGCCUGCACCGCAGCGCUGGCCCUCGCCCGCUCCCCAACGAGCCUGCAGACCCCGAGUCCCGAGCCGGCGCUGCCAACGGUCUUGCGGGCUCUGCACCUGGGCUGGGCGAGCAGAAGCCAAAGGUGGAGUCAGGGGAGCCCCCCGUCCACCCACCCCCCAGCCCCGCGACCCCCAGUGCCACUCCAGCCGCGUCCCUGGCCUUGCCUACACCCAACCCUGCCAGUGCCACUCCCAGCCAGCGCCAGUGGGUCUCCGCGGCCACCAGCGCCAAUGACUCCUUUGAGAUACGGCCGGCCUCCAAGCCAGACAUGGAUAGGAUCCCUGCUGGAGACCUCCAGGCCCGGGCCCUGGCCAACCUCCGUGUGAACUCCCGAAACUCCUUCGUGUUCAUCCCCAAACGCAAGGACUCUGGGGCCCCUCCUCCUGAAGUGAGGCAGGCCGGAGGGCUGCCAGAGAGAGAGGUUGGCUGGGCCUCCCAACGCCUGGAGCUCGAAGCCCAACUGGUGCCUGGAAGGGAUAGCGUGCCUGCUGGAGGGGGGAGCCCCUUGGGGGUUGAGGAGGGGGCCUGCCCCAGGCCAGCUACUGCCCUCGUGGACCAGGCUGUUAGGCGGCAGAGGCUGUCCUCACCGUCCCUGUGUGCAUUGCCUGCUGCCGAAGCUAAGCCUGCCCAGGGCCUUGGGGUUCCCAGCUUGGCCAAGAACAGCGGGGUGCCUGGGAGGCCAGGGUUGCCUGUUACCUUCAUUGAUGAGGUGGACUUGGAGGACGAGGUCCCCCAAGAAGCCAAACCGCCCUGCUCGGGAGCUGGUGGGCCUCCAUGGUACCAUCUGCACCCCACUGGGCCUGGGCACCCAUCAGGGCUCCAGCAUCGAGGUGGCAACACCUUCACCGUGGUUCCCAAGAGAAAACCAGGGUCCCUGCAGGCGAAUGGGGAGCCCGGGCCACAGGAGGCUGAGGACGAGGAGGCAGGCAGCUUGUCAGAGUCUCCUGCCACCCUGGGGACCACACUGAAGAAGCGCUAUCCCACCGUGCAUGAGAUUGAGGUGAUUGGCGGCUACCUGGCUCUAGAGAAGUCCUGCCUCACCAAGGCUGGCUCCUCGAGAAAGAAGAUGAAGAUCUCCUUCAACGACAAGCGCCUGCAGACCACGUUUGAGUACCCCCCUGAGAGCUCCCUGGUGCAGGAGGAGGAGGCCGAGGCCCAGGAGGAGGCGGCGGAGGAGUCCAGCUCAGACGGGGUGUUGGAGAAGCCCUUUGCGCUCUUCCUGCCCCGAGCCACUUUUGUAAACAGCGUGGGGCCUGAGAGCCCUCGCCUGCGGGACGGCAGCUCAGGCCUGUCCAGCUACACUCCAAAGCACUCUGUGGCCUUUAAUAAAUGGCAGGAGCAGACGUUGGAGCAGACGCCGAGUGAGGUACAGCCCGCACCAAAGGAAGUCAUGCUCACCCCUGCCGGUCAGAACGACCUCUCAGACUUCCGCAGUGAGCCAGCUCUCCAUUUCUGACCCCAGCCCUGCCAGGAUGGCCAAGGCUGAGCCCUGGGAGUCGGGCAGUGCCCAGGAGCCCUGCCUUCCUUCUGCACCCCUCUUCUGCCCUACCAGGCUCUGCCCUGCCAUAUCUCACCCUCCCUUCCUGGGGCCUCACAACUGUACCUGUGCUCAGCCUGAGCCUAGAGCACUGGGGGCUCCUGCCUCCCUUGGGGCUGAGUCUUGCUCUCCAGCCCUGAUCUGGGGGCACUGCCUGUGGAGGACGCACAAGGUCCUGCUGGACACCAUGCCCAGCACCUGUGUGAUGUGUGUGAAGGGCUAGCUUGGCUGCCUAUCCUCUGUCGAACUUCAAGCCAUUCCCACCCACCCCCCAACGGCAGACCUCAGCCCACCCCCUUUGUGAUGAAUGGCAAGUCUUUUCUUGCAUUUGAUGAUGGACUCAAUAAAUAGCCCUGGACAAGGCCACCUCUGCCUUCCUGUGUG